GUAAGUAUCAAGAUUGGGUAUUUAUUGACCGGCUCCUCUUUAUUCCAGAUGGCAGCUAAACCCAUUACGAAUGAAGCUAUUGCUCUUACAGAGAAGAAAAUAAACAUGACAUUAGAUGAUAUCAUCAAACUGUCAAAGACUAAUGUUACGAAACCUAAGAAGCAAAGAAUUUCAAAUAGGAACCAAAGGUUUGCUAAAAAUAUUGUCCAAGAUAAAUCUGCUAAAGUUCAGAGAUUCAUGGACACAAGGUCAUCUCUUAGACAGGGCGCACUUGCUCGGAGGAGGUCAAACUUUCAGGGGAAUCAGUUUCCUUUGGUAACCGAGGCUGCAAGAAAGGCUGCUGUUGCUCCUAUUAGUAACAGAGCUUUUAAUAAAAGCAGGCCAGUUAAUUUGAAUAAUCCCAGGGGUUGGGCACCAGCUAUUCAGAAGAAUGCAGCAAAUGGAGGUGGCUUUAUUGAGAAGAAACAACAGCAGCAAGUGAAGGUUGUACCCAAGCAGAGGUCUCAAACAUUAGACUCACGAUUUGCAAACAUGAAGGAGCAAAGGAUGAGGGUCUUGUCUCAGCAGAAUAACGGGCCAAGAAGAAAUGGAGGAGGCCAGACUGUGGUGCCUUGGGCAAGAGGUCGUUUUGGCAAUUGAUAUCUGCCCCGAUCUGGAUUUGGGGCCGACCACGUGGAGAAAUGCUUGUACUUAUAAUUUUUUUCGCUCGUUUUGAUGUUUAACUAGGAUGGUCCAAAAAGGUGUACUUCAACAAUAGUCUUACGAUAAUAUCUUGCAGUUUGCGUAUUGUCUUUCAUAUUGAAUGUUAUUUCUUUAGUUCCUCUCUCUGUCUCAUUCGAUUCAGCAAUAAAUCUCUUUUAUGUAUUA
Olea europaea var. sylvestris is the source of this 867-nucleotide messenger RNA. RefSeq lists its product as uncharacterized. Lineage: Eukaryota; Viridiplantae; Streptophyta; Magnoliopsida; Lamiales; Oleaceae. The transcript is spliced from 6 exons. The record is from RefSeq and is a predicted model, not a curated record. The coding region runs from base 49 to 639 and encodes 196 amino acids.